ACGGCUCGCUGACUCGCCCGGCUUCCCCUGCGCCCACGGCUCUCCUUCCCACCUCUUCUUCCUCCUCUCGCCUCCUCCACACCCCUUUAAAAGCUCCGUCCAAGCUUUCACCCCACUCCACACCACAAUUCACACGACCCUCUCCUUCCUUCCUUCCCUUGGUUCCCGUCCAAUCCCCCUGCUUUCUUUAUCCCUCCCGUUGCUGAUCAAGAACUUGCUUUCUUGCUCUGUUCGAUCGUCCUGGGCUUGGUUCUUGCCGCGUGAGAGCUCAAGCAGCGUGUCCUUUUCGCUUCCGCUUGAUCCGGCCUUGCCCAUCCACUUCAAUCCAAUCGAAACUCCUUUCUUGAUCCCAAAGGGACGAGAAAGAUCCAGGAGAAACGACGACGGCAUAAAAAUCCGGAGACAACGGCCAUGGCCAUGCGGCCAGUUGGUGCUCUGUUGUUUUCCAUGAGCACCGCCGUACCAUCCGCUUAAGGGACCAAUCAUCAUCUUCAUCUGUUCUUGGUAGCACCUGAACAACUCGGGCCUCGACCAAUCAAUCGCCGUCAGAACAAGAUAAAGAGCUGGUAGCAGAAGCUCUUUGCACCAGAGGAGAGAAUGCGGCAGAUCUCAUCGCUGCUGCAGGGCCUGGCCCGGUCGCUGUCGGUGGGGAGGGAGAGGAGAGGGGACGGCGGCGGCGGCGAAGGCAAGGCCGCCGCGCCGGCGGUGCUGAGGUCGUCCGGCACGGUGUGGGGCGAGGGCUCGGAGACGUUCGCCGCCGUCUGCUCGCGACGCGGCGAGAAGGGCACCAACCAGGACUGCUCCAUCGUCUGGGAGGGAUUCGGGUGCCAGGAGGACACCAUCUUCUGCGGUAUCUUCGACGGGCACGGCCCGUGGGGCCACUACGUGGCCAAGGCCGUGCGCGACUCGCUGCCGCCGUCGCUGCUGUGCCACUGGCAGGAGGCCCUCACGCUGGCGUCGCUCAUCGACGGCGAGAAGAGGCUCAGCGACUGCCGGUUCGACCUCUGGAAGCAGUCCUACGUGGCCGCCUGCGCCGCUGUCGACGACGAGCUCCGCCGCAGCCGCCGCCUCGACGCUGUCUACAGCGGCUGCACCGCGCUGUCCGUCGUCAAGCAGGGGGACCUCAUGGUCAUCGCCAACGUCGGCGACUCCCGGGCUGUCCUGGCAACCACGUCCGACGACGGCACCGUCGCCGCCGUCCAGCUCACCGUCGACUUCAAGCCCAACCUGCCUCAGGAGAAGGAGCGUAUCCGGCGGUGCAACGGCCAGGUGUACUGCCUCGCCGACGAGCCUGGCGUGUACCGUGUCUGGAAGCCCACCCAGGACUCGCCGGGGCUCGCCAUGUCGCGCGCCUUCGGCGACUACUCCGUCAAGGACUACGGCGUCAUCUCGGCGCCGGAGGUGACGCAGAGGAGGAUCAGCAGCAGGGACCAGUUCGCCAUCCUCGCCACCGACGGGGUGUGGGACGUGCUCUCGAACGAGGAGGCCGUGCAGAUCGUGGCGGGGACGCCGGAGAGGGGGAAGGCGGCGAAGCGGCUGGUUGAGUGCGCCGUCCGCGCGUGGAGGCGCAAGCGGCGGGGCAUCGCCGUCGACGACUGCUCGGCGAUCUGCCUCUUCUUCCACUCGCCACCGUCGUAGCAGGCGUGCGCGACACGUAGACGUGCCUGAUCAAUCGACGUCAACAAAAUGCACAUCUCAAGACUACGAGCAUCGUGCCCGUCGCGUUCGUGGUAGGGAGUGCAGUUGUCGCCGUCAACGAUUCAGAACGUGCAGCUCGUCGCAUGAUCGCGACGCUGCACGGUUCAGACUUGCAGCUGGUGGAUGACCGAACCAAAAAAAAAAAUCUCCGGCUUUCACACCGGAUUGUCAAGAUGUACGAGAACGAACAUCAGCCACCAGAAAAGUGGGGAAAAAGAUGCAUUUUGUCCUCAUUUUCAGUGUAUGGCUCUGAAUUCCUGUUAUGAAGGCAAAUAGUCGCGAUUAUAGAUGCACAUCAAUCA
This is a messenger RNA of Setaria italica (foxtail millet), 2000 nucleotides long. Its product is annotated as probable protein phosphatase 2C 48. The transcript has 4 exons. Bases 598 to 1638 code for a protein of 346 amino acids. Gene Ontology annotation, molecular function: protein serine/threonine phosphatase activity. NCBI's taxonomy places the organism in Eukaryota, Viridiplantae, Streptophyta, Magnoliopsida, Poales, Poaceae. Gene Ontology annotation, biological process: protein dephosphorylation. The record is from RefSeq and is a predicted model, not a curated record.